This is a messenger RNA of Leguminivora glycinivorella, 1162 nucleotides long. Its product is annotated as protein transport protein sft2. The record is from RefSeq and is a predicted model, not a curated record. Gene Ontology annotation, cellular component: membrane. NCBI's taxonomy places the organism in Eukaryota, Metazoa, Arthropoda, Insecta, Lepidoptera, Tortricidae. The coding region runs from base 146 to 751 and encodes 201 amino acids. Gene Ontology annotation, biological process: vesicle-mediated transport. The transcript has 3 exons.
ACUACAAGUGAAUUCAUGACUUUUUCACAUAUCUUUCUGUUAAUUUUAUUUAUUUAUCGUGUUGUUUGUGCAGAUUAAGCUUUUAGUGGUCGACGAAGUUCGUGUUUAUCAUAAUUUAUACAUUGGGAUAAAACAGUAAACCGUUAUGGCGAACCUAAAGUCGGAUUUAGACGAGUAUUUGCUUCAAAACGAGAACCGUCGAAGUUACAAAAUUAGUUUACCAUUCUCUACUCCCAGUUUCUUUUCCCGAAGCAAUGAAGAAACGCCUACGAGUAGCUCUAGUAAUGCAAGCUGGUUUCAAGAAGUGCAAAAAGAGUAUUUCACCUUAAGUCGCACACAAAGGUUCAUGGGUUUUGGAGUUUGCCUAUUCUUCGGCAUCCUGUGCUUUAUCCUGUCCUUCCUUUACAUUCCCAUCCUAAUCCUGCAGGCUCGGAAGUUCGCUCUCCUCUUCACACUUGGAAGCUUGUUCUUCAUACUUAGCUUCAGCUUCCUUUAUGGGCCAUGGUCACACGUGAAGUCACUCUUCUCAAAGGAGCGAGCCCUCACCACCCUCCUGUAUGGCUCUACUCUAAUAGCAACACUGUACUGUGCGCUGCAUCUACAGAGCACUCCACUAACCAUUGUCUGUGCUGUGCUGCAAGUCAUUGCUCUACUCUGGAUGAUGAUGGGCUCCAUCCCGGGAGGCUCCACCGGUGCCAGGUUCUUCGGAAGCAUGUUCAAGUCAUCAGUGUCCAGUACACUGCCAAUAUAACAAAUGAUGGAAGUGUUGUUAUUGUGUAUGUAUGUGACAAGGGGAGUUACUGCUAGAAUACAUGUCUAUUAGACAUUGUCUAUAUGCAUUAUAUAUUAUGUAAGCUAUUCCGAAUGAACAUAGACACUGAGGAAGUGGAAAUUAAAUUUGAUCAUCAGACUAUCCAUUGGAGAAAUGAUUCCCUUUUAAAAUAAGGUGUUAUUCUGUCACCAUGACUAUAAGUGUGUGUUAUGACAAGAUGAGCUAUAAAAACGUGACUGUUCCAUACUGGUUGAUUAUCAUAAUGCUAUGGCUAUGACUAAAGACAUGUACUAGGCUUGUGCCGUUUCGUUCGUUGAUCGGAGCGCUCCGAUCUCGUUCAAUCGCUCCCACAAACUAGUUCGCUCUUUUAGGUCUUUUGCUCAUUUAGUU